Leptomonas pyrrhocoris is the source of this 2957-nucleotide messenger RNA. RefSeq names its product putative DEAH-box RNA helicase. Gene Ontology annotation, molecular function: ATP binding; RNA binding. The transcript has a single exon. Bases 90 to 2957 code for a protein of 955 amino acids. NCBI's taxonomy places the organism in Eukaryota, Euglenozoa, Kinetoplastea, Trypanosomatida, Trypanosomatidae. Gene Ontology annotation, cellular component: intracellular anatomical structure; catalytic step 2 spliceosome. The record is from RefSeq and is a predicted model, not a curated record.
AGCGAGCCGAACUCUCACUUUCUAUUCCGCUUUUACGCACCUUUCCACCGCUGGCUUUGGUAUCGAAACCGAUAACAAUCGUACAGUAGAUGGACCGGGAGGCACUUCGAAAGGCGCAGCAGGCGUCGCGGGCCGCGUUCCUACGCAAGGCGGCCGCACAGCAGCAAAAAGCCGCGAAUGCCGUCGUGGAGAAGAAACUGAAGGACGUCGAGCACGGCAUCGUGCCCACCUCUCUCACCGAGGCGGAGUUUCUGCUCCACCGCUCCGCCGAGGUGCAGGCGGCGGGUGAGUUGUUCGACGUGGCGCGUCGUCGGCAAGCCCUCGGCGAUGAGGGCGAAGCACCGGGCAGGUGGGACGAGCUGGCGUCCGAGGGGCAAGCUGGCGACGCUCUGCCCGCGUCCUUCUCUGCGCUUCAGUCUUUGCAAGGUGAUGCGAGAGAGGGGAGAGAGGAAAAGGAUGUGCCUGUUGCCUCCACUGCGAUGGAAAAAACUGCUAUCACGUCCUCUUCCAAUGCUUUGUUUGUGGCGAUGAGUGAGGCGGAGAUCGCCAAGCGGGUUGCCGCGCACGACUACGUACAAGAGAAGACAUUUGCGGAGUUGCAACAGGAGCGGGCGGCGGCGCUGCAAGGGCAAAAGGACCGCCUCCAGCAACAACGCCGAAGCCUGCCCAUUUACCAAAUGCGCAACGAACUGCUGCAGCUUAUCCACAGUCAUCGCGUCGUCAUCAUGGUGGGCGAGACCGGCUCUGGCAAAACGACGCAGAUGCUGCAGUACCUGUACGAGGAGGGCUUUCACUUGAGCCCGAAGGAAAGGCAGAAACGCGCUACUGCUGCUACGAAGGACUUUGUCGACGCUUCAAAGGAAGAGAGCAAGCCGCUCAGCAACGAGGGAAUCAACGGUGAGGUCGAGGAAGAAGGAGAGGAAGACGAGCUGCGACUCAUCUGCACGCAACCCCGUCUCAUCGCCGCGACCAGCGUGGCGGAGCGCGUUGCCCAGGAAGUCGGCUGCCCGUGCGGCAGCGUGGUCGGCUACAAGGUCCGCUUUGACGACAAGACAGGCCCGCUGACGCGCAUCCUCUACGUGACGGACGGUAUGAUGCUGAAGGAAUUUAUGAACGACCCGGACCUUUCCACCGUCGGCGCGAUUAUGGUCGACGAGGCCCACGAGCGUUCACUCAACACCGAUAUCCUUCUGGGUCUGCUGCGCGACGUUGUACGCCGCAACGCGCAGCUUAAGGUGAUUGUGGCGAGUGCGACGAUCAAUGCGGCCAAAUUCAGCAGUUUUUUUGACAACGCGCCGGUCUUCACUGUGACGGGCCGCACCUAUCCCGUGGAGAGCUUCUACGCGGAGGAGCCGGUGGCGGACUACGUGGCCGAGUCUGCGCAGACGGUCUUGAACCUGCACAUGGCGAAGCCACUGCCGGGCGACGUUCUCGUGUUUUUGCCGGGUCAGGACGACAUCGAAACGUGCGCGGAGACGCUGCAGAAGUGUGUGGAGACGGCCAAGGAUCAGCUUCGCCCGCUUCUCAUCUUGCCGAUUUACGCCUCGCUGCCGGCGAAGGAGCAGGCGCGCAUUUACGAGCGCACGCCGCCCGGCACGCGCAAGGUGGUGAUCGCCACAAACAUCGCCGAAACAUCCAUCACGAUCGACGGCGUCGUCUACGUGGUGGACUGCGGGCUGUGCAAGCAGGACUUCUACGACCCCCAGGCGAUGGUCGAGGAGCUGCGCGUGGUGCCGACCUCGCAGGCCAGCGCGACGCAGCGUGCCGGGCGUGCCGGACGCACCCAGGCCGGCGAGUGCUACCGCCUCUUCACGGAGUACACCUUUCGCAACGAGCUGCCGGCCGAGACGACGCCGGAGAUUCUGCGGUGCUCGAUGAGUGCGGUGGUGCUACAGCUGAAGGCGCUCGGCAUUCACAACUUGCUGGCCUUCGACUUUUUAGACGCGCCGUCGACCGCGUCGCUGGAGCGCGCGAUUGACCACCUGUACCUUCUCGGUGCCAUCAAGGCGGAUGGACGGCUGACGGUGACGGGCCGGCGCAUGGCUGAGUUCCCGAUGGAUCCGUCACUCAGCAAGUGUCUCAUCCGCGGCUGCGCGCUGGGCUGUGGGAGGCACCUCGCCAUGGCUGCUGCCAUGCUCACACUCGACUCUAUCUUUAUCAACACCCGUGACCCCGCCGAGCGGCAGCAUAUGAAAAGCGCCAAGGAGCAUCUUUUCGGCUUCGGCAACGGCGACGUGACCGGCUACGUGCGGCUGAUGUUGGAGUGGUUGCGCGCUGGGCCGCGUGCGGGGGAGUUCUGCAAGGCGAAUUGCAUCAACCCCCGUGCGAUGCUGCGCGCACGGGAUGUGUUGGACCAAAUCCUCAGGAUCUACGACCGCAUCGGCCUCCAGGUGGAUGCACAGUCAGCGAAGGACAAAUCGACACUGGGAGGUGGGGAAGACGGUGGUGAGGAGCAGGAGGAGGAAGCACGGCGGAAGGCGCUCUCCGCCGCCGCCGCAACGCAGAUUGACGUCGAGGCCGUCACGAAAGCCAUCCUCUCCGGCUUCUUCUUCAACGUCGCGAAGCUCGGGGCGGACAAGCACUCCUACACGGUCGUUCGCCCGAUGGACACCGGCGCACCAGCCGGCGCACGACGCUUCGAGAGCCCCGAGGCGGCGGACGCUUCGGUGGUGGAGAUACACCCCAGCAGCUUCUUAUUCGGCGCAGGCCGCAAGCCAACGACGCCGGGCGUGCGUGCAGGUCCGGCGGGCGGCCCAGAUGCGGAGUCCGCCAUCCCGCCUGCUCUGCGAGAGCGUCCCGCACUGGUGGUAUUCACGCAGCUGCGGCACACCACGAAGCGUUUUAUGACACACGUCACGGCGGUAGCCUCGCCGGAGUGGGUGCUACAGAGCGCCCCGGUAAAUUACUUUCAGCCGGAGGAGUUGGAGACCGGCUUGCGAAAGCGGAAGAGGGCGUGA